AUGACAAUCCAAGUGUUCGACUCUCCUGCCGGCAUUCCGCUGCAUUCGGACUUCACCGUGGAAGUCAAGGAAGAGAACGACCAGCGAUGGAGGCCAGUUCCUGUUUACGCCGUGGAGGUGGCCAAUGCCAAUGUCACCUCUAACGAAUUCAAUCGGCACACCAUUGCGCUCGCAUCCUUCGACUUCGAUGGCCCCAUUAAAGUCCAAGUGACCUACACAGGGCCUGUACAAUCUGCCGAGAUUCGGCCACGUUCCUUGAGCAUUGAAACGCAGUUGAACGAUAAUACCAUCGCCUUUUCUCUUCGCACGCCCAAGGAUGUGAUGCUCGAGCUGAACGGUACUAAAUGGACGGCUCUCCACCUGCUCAGCAACGGCAUCGACGCCAAUGCACCGACACACGACACCGACGACAUCUGGUACUUCGGUCCGGGCAUCAAUCAAGGCUCCGCCUACCAACACGUCACCGACGGCGUCAAUCUGCUGGUGCCGUCCGGAAAAACUGUCUAUCUGGCGGGUGGUGCCUUCAUUACCUGCCGGUUGAACUUCAUCAACAACUCCAACAGCGCCGUCCGAGGACACGGGUUUAUCCUGGGUCCCGAAGGGGGUUAUGUACACCGCGAACACGGCGGCGCGAUCCACAUGAGCGGCGCCAGCAAAAUCACAGUGGAGGGCGUCACAUCGCUGGGAGCGAAUGGAUUCAGUCUGUCGGCGGGAGAAUGCCGCAACGUGCACAUCGACCGGUAUCGAUCUUUUUCAUCGGCCGGCAAUGGCGACGGAAUCGACAUCUUCUGCUCGCGGGACAUUGUCAUCGAGAACUGCUUCCUGCGCAACUCCGACGACACGAUCGCCCUCUACUCGCACCGCUGGGACUGGCACGAAGACUCCCAAAACAUCCUCAUUCAGCAUUGCGUUCUGCUACCGGACAUUGCACACGCCAUCAACAUGGGCACGCACGGGGAUCCGUCGAAGCCGGAAACAACCCGCAACGUGACAAUCCGCGACAUCGACAUUCUGGACCACGAGGAGAACCAGCUCUGGUAUCAAGGAUGCAUAGCCAUCAACGCGGCAGACAUGAAUCUAUUCCAUGAUAUUCAUAUCGAGGACGUGCGGGUCGAGCGCAUCACUCGCGGGCAGCUGAUCAACUUGCGCGUCAUGCAGAAUGCGAUGUGGACGACCGCUCCGGGGCGAGGAAUCCGCGACGUUCGGAUCAAGAACCUAUCUCUAGAUCUACGUGACGCGAAGAUCGUGAACCCGUCGAUGAUUCUGGGCUAUAACGCGGCGCGUCGGAUCGAGAAUGUGACGUUCGAGAAUCUCCGGAUCAACGGGGCGCUGGUUCAUGAGCAGAUGGAAAAGCCUCGAUGGUACAUGACGGCCGAUAUGGUUCCUUUGUUUAUGAACGAGCAUGUGGAGGGUGUGAAGUUUCUUCCGUAG
Molecule: messenger RNA, 1431 nt
Organism: Aspergillus steynii IBT 23096
Lineage: Eukaryota; Fungi; Ascomycota; Eurotiomycetes; Eurotiales; Aspergillaceae
Product: putative endo-polygalacturonase
Exons: 1
Coding region: 1-1431 (476 amino acids)
Biological process (GO): carbohydrate metabolic process
Molecular function (GO): polygalacturonase activity
Source: RefSeq, a predicted model, not a curated record